This is a messenger RNA of Labrus bergylta (ballan wrasse), 1506 nucleotides long. RefSeq names its product WD repeat domain 12 (gene wdr12). Gene Ontology annotation, molecular function: protein binding. Lineage: Eukaryota; Metazoa; Chordata; Actinopteri; Labriformes; Labridae. Gene Ontology annotation, cellular component: PeBoW complex; preribosome, large subunit precursor. The record is from RefSeq and is a predicted model, not a curated record. Gene Ontology annotation, biological process: maturation of 5.8S rRNA from tricistronic rRNA transcript (SSU-rRNA, 5.8S rRNA, LSU-rRNA); maturation of LSU-rRNA from tricistronic rRNA transcript (SSU-rRNA, 5.8S rRNA, LSU-rRNA); ribosome biogenesis.
AAUAUAAAUACAAAAUGUCGCAGUUACAAGCGCGAUUCUUCACGGAAAACAAAAAGUAUGUUGUAGAUGAUGUCCCAUUCUCCAUCCCUGCUGGCUCUGAGGUGAAGGACCUCAGCAAUGUCAUUAACAAACUACUGGGAGCUAAACAUGCAUCUCACACCACGGUGGAGUUUGACUUCCUUGUCAGGGGUCAGUUCCUGCGAACGUCCCUGUCCACUCACAUGGAGACAGAAGGCAUAUCCACGGAAGAUGUGGUGGAGAUAGAGUAUGUAGAGCGGAUCACAGCCCCAGAACCAGAGGAGUGUAUGAUGCAUGAUGACUGGAUAAGCUCCAUAGAUGCAGAUACUGAAUGGAUCCUAACUGGCUCAUAUGAUAAGACAGCCAAGAUUUGGUCUGUGGAGGGCAAGGCAGUGAUGACGGUAGCUGGACACUCAGAUGUGGUCAAAGAUGUGGCCUGGGUCAAAAGAGACGGUCUGACCUCUCUGCUUCUGACGGCCUCUCUCGACCAAACGGUCCUGCUGUGGGAGUGGAACUCGGAGAGGAACAAGGUGAAAGCCAGACACUGCUGCCGGGGGCAUACAGGAAGUGUUGACACUGUUGCAACGGACCCCACCGGCUCAAAGUUCUGCAGUGGCUCCUGGGACAAAAUGUUGAAGAUUUGGUCAGCUGUACCCACAGAGGAGGCAGACGAGGUUGAAGAGCCUGCCGACAGACCGAGGAAGAAGCAGAAGACUCAACAGCUGGGCCUGACCAGGACUCCUAUGAUGACGUUAUCCGGACACAGCGAGGCAGUGUCCUCUGUACUGUGGUGCGACAGUGAGGAGCUUUGCAGUGCGUCGUGGGACCACACCAUCCGUGUGUGGGAUGUGGAGACGGGAGGAAUGAAGACCACGCUGACGGGCACUAAAGUGUUUAACUGCAUAUCCUAUUCACCUCUGUGUCGACGGCUGGCGUCAGGUAGCAGCGACAGACACAUCCGACUGUGGGACCCUCGAACCCAAGACGGGUCGCUGGUGCUGCUGUCUCUGACCUCCCACACUGGCUGGGUCACCGCGGUGAAGUGGGCGCCGUCACAUGAACACCAGCUGAUCUCAGGUUCCCUUGACAACCUGGUCAAACUGUGGGACACCAGAAGCUGUAAGGCUCCUCUGUAUGACCUGGCAGCACAUGAGGACAAGGUGUUUAGUGUGGACUGGACAGAAAGUGGGCUGAUGUUGAGUGGAGGCGCAGAUAACAAACUGUACACCUACAGAUACUCAGCCUGUCAGACGGAUGCAGGGGCGUAGGCUUCAAGAGAUCCUCCAUUCAUCACCACAGACAGAACGGACAGACAUAAAUACGCAAUAUCAGUGUUUGAAUGUUGUACUGAACACAAUAUAUUUCAGUUUGUUCUUAGUUCUCAUGGUUACUUUUAACCCAACUCUAUUUUUUACACAUAUUUACUUGUGGAUUGUUUUUGUUUUCCUGCAUUGUAAGAAAACUAUAAAUUAAUUUUGUCUCCUAGAA